GCCACUCGCUUUGAGACGCAUGUACAAUCGCUCAAUCCUUUGCUUACUCAACUCCAAUCUAAGCCAGCCAUGAACUCAAAAUGCAGACCUUCUGGGUAAUCACAGUACCCCAUAAACUGGAAAAUCCUUGUAAGUUCCAAAAUGGAGAACGUAGUUAUCCCCUGCAACUUAAAACCUCCUAUACCUAUAAUUCCCACCAAAGCAGGCUAUGGCUGUCCCUCUGAAUUUUCUCCAAAACCCACCAAACUCCCAGUUCCUCUAUUUGCUGAAACGCGUCCCAAAUUCCCAGACUCUCAUUUGGAUGACCUCUGUAAAAACGGACGGCUCAGCGAGGCCAUCGUUGCUCUGGACUCCAUUGCCGAACGUGGGUCCAAGGUAAAACCCAGAACCUAUAUCAACUUACUACAGUCUUGCAUUGAUGCGAAUUCUAUUGGGUUGGGUCGGGAGCUUCAUGCUCGGAUGGGUAUGGUUGAGUGCGCUGACCCUUUUAUUGAAACUAAAUUAGUCAGUAUGUAUGCGAAAUGUGGGUACUUGGAUGAUGCACGCAGAGUUUUUGAUGAAAUGCGUGAAAGAAACUUGUUCACGUGGUCAGCUAUGAUUGGAGCGUGCUCUAGAGCUAAGAGGUGGAAGGAAGUUUUAGAGCUUUUCUUCUUGAUGAUGAAAGAUGGUAUUGUUCCCGAUCAAUUCCUUUUGCCUAAGAUAUUGGAGGCUUGUGGGAAUUGCAAGAAUUUCAAGACGACCAAGGUGAUACAUUCGAUGGUGAUUCGAUGUGGUUUCAGUGGCUCUAUUCGAGUCAACAAUUCAAUUUUAGCUGUGUAUGCAAAAUGCGGGAAACUGGAUUGGGCUAAGAAGUUUUUCGAGAAGAUGGACGAGAGGGACGUUGUCACUUGGAAUGCAAUUAUAUCUGGGCUUUGCCAUACUGGUCAGGUUAAAGAAGCAACUAGAAUUUUUGAUGGAAUGAGAGAGGGAGGGACCGAACCGGGUUUGGUAACUUGGAACAUAUUGAUUGCUAGUUGUAAUCAUUUAGGGAAAACUGAUGUUGCAAUGGGAUUGAUGAAAGACAUGGAAAGUUUUGGGAUUGCUCCAGAUGUAUUUACUUGGACUUCUAUGAUCUCAGGGUUUGCUCAUAAUAACCGGAGAGGUCAAGCAUUAGACUUGUUCAAAGAGAUGCUUUCUGCAGGAGUCAACCCAAAUGCAAUUACGAUAGCAAGUGCAGCUUCAGCUUGUGCAUCUCUAAGAUCACUCAACAAAGGGCUCGAAAUCCAUGCUUUUGCAAUUAAGAUUGGUCUUAUAGAUAAUGUUCUAGUUGGAAAUUCACUUAUCGACAUGUAUUCCAAGUGUGGACAAUUGGAAGCUGCUCAAGAAGUCUUUGAUAUGAUUAAAGACAAAGAUGUUUACUCAUGGAACUCAAUGAUUGGUGGGUAUUGUCAAGCUGGUUACUGUGGAAAGGCUUGUGAACUCUUCAUGAAAAUGCAGGAAUCAGACGUGCUGCCUAAUGUUAUCUCAUGGAAUAUCAUGAUCUCAGGAUAUAUACAGAAUGGUGAUGAAGACCAAGCCAUGGAUCUCUUUCAAAGGAUGGAGAAAGAUGGCAAAAUCAAGCGAAACACCGCGACAUGGAACUCUCUCAUUGCUGGUUACCUGCACCGUGGGGAUCAAGGCAGGGCACUUGGGAUAUUUAGACAAAUGCAGUCCUAUGGUGUUAGUCCUAAUUUGGUUACUAUGUUAAGUGUUCUGCCUGCAUGUGCAAGUAUACUUGCUGCAAAAAAGGUGAGAGAGAUACAUGGCUGUGUACUACGCAGAAGCUUAGAGUCUGAAAUUCCAGUGGCAAAUUCAUUGGUGGACACUUAUGCCAAGACUGGAAAUAUGAUAUAUUCAAGGACUAUAUUUGAUAGAAUGUCAUCUAAAGAUAUUAUCACUUGGAAUUCAAUCAUUGCUGGUUAUGUUUUGCAUGGGUUGUCAAUAGUUGCACUUGAUCUAUUUGAUGACAUGAAGAAAUCGGGAUUAAAACCAAAUAGAGGUACUUUUAGCACGUUUGAAGAAAUGGGGAAGAAACCCGUCAAAGUUGGGCCUUGGGGAGGUGACGACGGCAUCGAUUGGGACGAUGGUGUCUACUCAACGGUGAGGCAGGUGGUCGUAGCUCAUGGAACCACCAUUGACUCCAUUCAGAUUGAAUACGACAAUAACGGGAGCUCGGUUUGGUCAGAGAAGCAUGGUGGUCGUGGAGGCCCUAAAGUUGACAAUAUCAAACUUGACUGCCCUCAUGAAUAUUUGACCUCCAUCAACGGUUACUAUGCUAAGCUCAACGAAUGGGGUCCGCCCUUAGUUCGUUCACUGACGUUGAAAAGCAACAAGAAAACGUACGGCCCAUUCGGGGUUGAAAAAGGGACAAGUUUUUCUUUCCCAAUGAGUGAUGGAAAAAUUGUUGGUUUUCAUGGCAAAGCGGGUUGGUUUCUUGACUCAAUUGGGGUUCAUUUGAAGCCUCUUCCUAAACAAAACGACGUCGUCCACACCAGAACUCAGGUUCAUGCUGCUCAGAACUAUAUCGUUAAUGCGACCUCCGAGAACAUGAGUGGCUUUUCUGUCAUACAAGGUAGUGUAGGGCAAAGCUAUGAUAUAGUUGUUGCCGUGAGACAGAGAGAUGAUAAUAAUAAUAACAACAACAACAAUAAUAAUAAUAAUAACUUCGGUUCUAAACCUUUGCCAAACAACCAACUUACUAGGCAAUUGUCUUCUGACUCUGAUUCUUCUCGAGAAUUUAGUGACGUUGGACGCAAAGAACACAAAAAAGAGAAGAAGAAGAUCACACCUGUUAAGGAGAAUAAGUCUUCCUCAAAGAUUGAAGGUGUGGUAAGCUGUGGUCCUUGGGGUGGCACGGGCGGGUCUUCCUUUGACGAAGGAGCAUGUACAGGCAUCAAACAGAUCAACAUAUCUCGAAACGUUGGUAUUGUAUACAUAAAAGUCCUCUAUGAUCGAAAUGGUGAAUCUGUUUGGGGCACUAAACAUGGUGGAACUGGAGGUUUUAAAUCUGACAAGGUAAUCUUCGACUAUCCAAACGAAAUAUUGACCCACAUAACGGGUACAUAUGGGCCGGCAAUGAUAAUGGGCCCUCAGGUGAUCAAGUCCUUGACUUUCCACACCACAAAAGGGAAGUACGGCCCGUAUGGAGAAGAACAAGGAGGAGGGUGUUUUACCACCAAAGGAAAGGAAGGCAGAGUCGUUGGGUUCCAUGGGAGAAGAGGGUUGUUCUUAGAUGCUAUUGGGGUUCACAUUUUAGAAGGGAAAGUAAUGCCAGCAGUAGUAGAUACCUCAAAUUCCAAAGCAAUAGUCCCAUUUAAUACAAGUCAUGAUGACCCUCUUCAUAAAUCGGGUCUUUCUGAGAUAGACCAUCCUCAAUGGCCUAACAAACUAGUUCUUGCAAAGCGUGGAACAACUCCUGAAGAGAUUGCAUGUGGAGUGAUGAAAGAACCAGCCCCAUGCGGAGCAGGACCAUGGGGUGGGGAUGGAGGGAGAGCAUGGGACGAUGGAGUCUUUUCUGGGAUUAAGCAGAUAUACUUGACAAGGUCACCCGAAGCCAUUUGCUCAAUACAAAUUGAGUACGACCGAAAUGGUCAACCUGUUUGGUCUGUUAAACAUGGUGGCAAUGGAGGAAACACACCACAUCGGAUUAAGUUGGAGUAUCCAAAUGAGGUGUUGAUAUGCAUAUCGGGAUAUUAUGGUAGCUUUACAAGAGAUGAUGAAAAAGCCAAAGUAAUAAGGUCAUUAACGUUUUACACAAGUCGAGGGAAGUACGGUCCUUACGGGGAAGAGAUAGGGACAUAUUUCACAUCAACUACAACAGAAGGAAAAGUAGUGGGUUUCCAUGGCAGAAGCAGCAUCUACUUGGAUGCCAUUGGAGUUCAUAUGCAACACUGGCUUGGAAAUCAGAGAACCUCCAAGUCUUCUCUCUUCAAAAUCUUCUAAUAAUACUAAUUAUAAUUAUUAUUAUUUGUAAGCUCAAGGUCUAAGGUUGGAUUUAUUAUUAUAAACAAAGAAAUAAGAAGGCCUUAUAUAUUAAGCACUACGUACUUUUAUUUCUGGGUUAAAGCUUGUGGCUCAAUAAAUAUAUAUUUGGAGAGUA
Molecule: messenger RNA, 4117 nt
Organism: Humulus lupulus (European hop)
Lineage: Eukaryota; Viridiplantae; Streptophyta; Magnoliopsida; Rosales; Cannabaceae
Product: jacalin-related lectin 3-like
Exons: 7
Coding region: 142-3960 (1272 amino acids)
Biological process (GO): RNA modification
Molecular function (GO): protein binding; RNA binding; carbohydrate binding
Source: RefSeq, a predicted model, not a curated record